Lemur catta (Ring-tailed lemur) is the source of this 2722-nucleotide messenger RNA. RefSeq names its product heat shock 70 kDa protein 1-like. The record is from RefSeq and is a predicted model, not a curated record. Gene Ontology annotation, cellular component: vesicle; cytoplasm; blood microparticle. Gene Ontology annotation, biological process: protein refolding; cellular response to unfolded protein; regulation of mitotic spindle assembly. Lineage: Eukaryota; Metazoa; Chordata; Mammalia; Primates; Lemuridae. Gene Ontology annotation, molecular function: ATP binding; misfolded protein binding; ubiquitin protein ligase binding. The transcript has a single exon. The coding region runs from base 458 to 2383 and encodes 641 amino acids.
GCACCUCCCCCCCGCCUCUCCCCUCCUCUCGGCGCCCGGCCCGCCCCGCCCCCCCAGUGAAUCCCAGAAGAAUCUGGAGAGUUCCGAGGACGGGCGGCACCCUGGACGCUGAUUGGUCCCAGGAAGCCCGGGGGCAGGACGGGAGGCGAAACCCCUGGAAUAUUCCCGACCAGCCAGCCCCGCCGAGCUCGGUGAUUGGCUGAAGACGGAAAAGGCGGGGCUGGCGGGUGACUUAUAAAAGCCGCGCUGAGCACCCGCCGCAAGCAGCAGCCCGAGGAAAGCGAGGAGCAGGGGGCGGGCUUCCCAGCGUCACUCCGCAGCUCCUAAGGCCUCCGGCGCGGCGCGUCCAGUUUCCAGUUUUCAGAAGAAACCGAGGUCCUGUCGCGGAUCGCGUCCUACGACUCGACUCGCAGAUCGCCCGAGCGUCAGAGCAGAGCCGAGAGAGCGAGGCACCAGCAUGGCCAAAGCCACGGCGAUCGGCAUCGACCUGGGCACCACCUACUCGUGCGUGGGGGUGUUCCAGCACGGCAAGGUGGAGAUCAUCGCCAACGACCAGGGCAACCGCACCACCCCCAGCUACGUGGCCUUCACGGACACCGAGCGGCUCAUCGGGGAUGCGGCCAAGAACCAGGUGGCGCUGAACCCUCAGAACACAGUGUUUGACGCGAAGCGGCUGAUCGGCCGCAAGUACGGCGACCCGGUGGUGCAGUCGGACAUGAAGCACUGGCCUUUCCAGGUGAUCAACGACGGGGACAAGCCCAAGGUGCAGGUGAGCUACAAGGGGGAGACCAAGGCGUUCUACCCCGAGGAGAUCUCGUCCAUGGUGCUGACCAAGAUGAAAGAGAUCGCCGAGGCGUACCUGGGCUACCCGGUGACCAACGCGGUGAUCACCGUGCCGGCCUACUUCAAUGAUUCGCAGCGCCAGGCCACCAAGGAUGCGGGGGUGAUCGCGGGGCUGAACGUGCUGCGGAUCAUCAACGAGCCCACGGCUGCCGCCAUCGCCUACGGCCUGGACAGGACCGGCAAGGGGGAGCGCAACGUGCUCAUCUUUGACCUGGGCGGGGGCACCUUCGACGUGUCCAUCCUGACGAUCGACGAUGGCAUCUUCGAGGUGAAGGCCACUGCCGGGGACACCCACCUGGGUGGGGAGGACUUCGACAACCGGCUGGUGAACCACUUCGUGGAAGAGUUCAAGAGGAAACACAAGAAGGACAUCAGCCAGAACAAGCGAGCCGUGCGGCGACUGCGCACCGCCUGCGAGAGGGCCAAGAGGACCCUGUCGUCCAGCACCCAGGCCAGCCUGGAGAUCGACUCCCUGUUUGAGGGCAUCGACUUCUACACGUCCAUCACCAGGGCGAGGUUUGAGGAGCUGUGCUCAGACCUGUUCCGAAGCACCCUGGAGCCGGUGGAGAAGGCUCUGCGGGACGCCAAGCUGGACAAGGCCCAGAUCCACGACCUGGUCCUGGUCGGGGGCUCCACGCGCAUCCCCAAGGUGCAGAAGCUGCUGCAGGACUUCUUCAACGGGCGCGACCUCAACAAGAGCAUCAAUCCCGACGAGGCGGUGGCCUACGGGGCGGCGGUGCAGGCAGCUAUCCUGAUGGGGGACAAGUCGGAGAACGUGCAAGACCUGCUGCUGCUGGACGUGGCUCCCCUGUCGCUGGGGCUGGAGACGGCCGGGGGCGUGAUGACUGCCCUGAUCAAGCGCAACUCCACCAUCCCCACCAAGCAGACGCAGAUCUUCACCACGUACUCCGACAACCAACCCGGGGUUCUGAUCCAGGUGUACGAGGGCGAGAGGGCCAUGACCCGGGACAACAACCUGCUGGGCCGUUUCGAGCUGAGCGGCAUCCCUCCGGCCCCCAGGGGCGUGCCCCAGAUCGAGGUGACCUUUGACAUCGACGCCAAUGGCAUCCUGAACGUCACGGCCACGGACAAGAGCACCGGCAAGGCCAACAAGAUCACCAUCACCAAUGACAAGGGCCGCCUGAGCAAGGAGGAGAUCGAGCGCAUGGUGCAGGAGGCGGAGAAGUACAAAGCGGAGGACGAGGUGCAGCGCGAGAGGGCGUCUGCCAAGAACGCCCUGGAGUCGUACGCCUUCAACAUGAAGAGCGCCGUGGAGGACGAGGGGCUCAGGGGCAAGAUCAGCGAGGCUGACAAGAAGAAGGUGCUGGACAAGUGUCAAGAGGUCAUUUCCUGGCUGGAUGCCAACACCCUGGCGGAGAAGGACGAGUUUGAGCACAAGAGGAAGGAGCUGGAGCAGGUGUGUAACCCCAUCAUCAGCGGACUGUACCAGGGUGCGGGUGGCCCCGGGGCUGGCGGCUUCGGGGCUCAGGCCCCCAAGGGGGGCUCUGGGUCUGGCCCCACCAUUGAGGAGGUGGAUUAGGAUGCCCUUUCUUCUUCCUUUCACCCUGUUUGUGGUGGAGGGAGAUGGUUUGGACUCAAAAGACUUUGCUGUUGUCCUAUGUAUUUUUUUCUACUUCAGCACUCUAGUACUAGUAAAGUUGUAAUCUGAUGGUAAUCAGCUGGCUUCAUUAUGUUUUUAUAGUAUAACCAAUAUGUUCGUUAGAGAUCUUUGCAUUUCAUGAAAGUUUUACUUUGAGUUUCUCUCAAAUGAAUCAGCACUGCCACCUUCUGUACUUUUUUUGCUUUGCAAAACACACUACAAAGGGAAUGUGUGGCUUUAUAAUUUUACAUAAGUAUAAAAAAUAAAAUAUUGAACAUA